Messenger RNA from Solanum dulcamara, 1235 nucleotides. RefSeq names its product ribosome biogenesis regulatory protein homolog. Gene Ontology annotation, molecular function: protein binding. NCBI's taxonomy places the organism in Eukaryota, Viridiplantae, Streptophyta, Magnoliopsida, Solanales, Solanaceae. The coding region runs from base 82 to 1071 and encodes 329 amino acids. The transcript has 8 exons. Gene Ontology annotation, cellular component: nucleus; preribosome, large subunit precursor; nucleolus. Gene Ontology annotation, biological process: endonucleolytic cleavage in ITS1 to separate SSU-rRNA from 5.8S rRNA and LSU-rRNA from tricistronic rRNA transcript (SSU-rRNA, 5.8S rRNA, LSU-rRNA); ribosomal large subunit biogenesis; ribosomal large subunit export from nucleus. The record is from RefSeq and is a predicted model, not a curated record.
AAACCCAUCCCCAAAAUCUUAAACCCUCGCCACUCUCCUCUUUCUGUAAGGCAUUCUGCAGAAAACUAAGCAAACGAAAAAAUGGAGAUGGUUCAAGAAUCAUACGAAUUGGACGUGGGUAAUCUCAUGGCUUCAUACCCACAUCACAACUUUGCAUCUCAACCAUCUUCCAGGGAGGAGUUUGUGAAGGAGUGUCUACAGGAGGGGACCAAGUUAGUGCAAGCUAUUGCAGAAGCCCUCUUCAACUUACCUUCAACAGAAAGUCCUGAUGGUCCUCUAGUCCAGUUGCCUCAACCAACUACGAGAUUGCCUAGAGAGAAGCCUCUUCCAAGGCCUAAACCUCCAACAAAAUGGGAAGUGUUUGCCAAGAAGAAAGGUAUACAAAAACGUAAGAAAGACAAGGUGGUGUUUGAUGACCAAACUGGUUCAUGGAAGCGCAGACAUGGCUACGAUCGCGUAAAUGAUGACAAAGAUGUGCCAAUCAUUGAAGCCAAGGCAACUGAUGAGCCUGGUCAAGAUCCUUUUGCUAAGAGACAAGAAGAUAAGAAGAAAAGAGUAGAAAAACAAGAGAAAAAUCGAUAUAGUAACUUGAAGGAAGCUGCAAAAGCUGGUGCCUUGCCAAGUCACGUUCAGCUUGCUGCCACAGCACUGCCUAUAACAGGAACACAAGCUGCACCAAGGAAAAUUAGCAAGGAUGAACUCGGGAAUGUUGCUGGAAUGGCAGCAAAUGCAACAGCUAGUGGUGGAAAAUUUGACAAGAAGUUGCCUGGUGAAAAGCCCCCAAAACACGACAAGAAGUAUCGAAAGUUCCUACCAGUUGCGGAAGGAUCAGGAAUGGGAUCCUUGGAGAGACAGCAAACUGAAAAGGUUCUAAACAAAUUCAUGUCCAAGAACUCACAUGAGAUACUCAACGUGCAAAAGGCUGUAAACAUGUACAAUGUGAAAAAAGAUAAGAAAGGAAGGAGCCAGGGAGGGAAGUCAUCGUCAACCGAUAACAAAUUGAAGGCAAGGAAGUCACCCUACAAGAAAUCAUCAACAAAAGGGCCUUCAAGUAAAGGAAAAUCUAAGUAACUUUCAUAUUUCAAAUUGUAGUAGUAUACAUGAUAGUCAGCCCUCUUCAUUUAUUAUGCUUUGUUUGUUUAAUUUUUUGUUGCAAUGGUACUGUGAAGAGAUUCUUGAAAAAGGAGACUUGUAUUUUCCAUGUGUGAAGUAAAGUAAAAUACCCUUUAGUUGAA